Molecule: messenger RNA, 1729 nt
Organism: Poecile atricapillus (Black-capped chickadee)
Lineage: Eukaryota; Metazoa; Chordata; Aves; Passeriformes; Paridae
Product: small nuclear ribonucleoprotein Sm D2
Exons: 5
Coding region: 65-421 (118 amino acids)
Biological process (GO): spliceosomal snRNP assembly; RNA splicing
Cellular component (GO): catalytic step 2 spliceosome; precatalytic spliceosome; U4/U6 x U5 tri-snRNP complex
Molecular function (GO): RNA binding
Source: RefSeq, a predicted model, not a curated record
GGCUCCGCCCCCCGCCGUGACCCGGAAGCGCAGCGGAAGCGGCGGGAGCGGGAGAGCGGCAGCCAUGAGUCUCCUGAACAAGCCCAAGAGCGAGAUGACGCCCGAGGAGCUGCAGAAGCGCGAGGAGGAGGAGUUCAACACGGGCCCUCUGUCGGUGCUGACGCAGAGCGUGAAGAACAACACCCAGGUGCUGAUCAACUGCCGCAACAACAAGAAACUGCUGGGGCGUGUCAAGGCCUUUGACAGGCACUGUAACAUGGUGCUGGAGAACGUCAAGGAGAUGUGGACGGAGGUGCCCAAGAGCGGCAAAGGGAAGAAGAAAUCCAAACCCGUCAACAAGGACCGGUACAUCUCCAAAAUGUUCCUGCGCGGAGACUCCGUCAUCGUGGUCCUGAGGAACCCUCUGAUCGCUGGGAAAUAACGGGGAAUUCACAGCUGGAAUCAUCCUGGAACAUCCCAGAACCUUCCAGAACAUCCCAGAACAUCCCAGAACAUCCCAGAACAUCCCAGACAAGGACCGGUACAUCUCCAAAAUGUUCCUGCGCGGAGACUCCGUCAUCGUGGUGCUCAGGAACCCUCUGAUCGCUGGGAAAUAACGGGGAAUUCACAGCUGGAAUCAUCCUGGAACCUUCCAGAACAUCCCAGAACAUCCCAGAGCAUCCCAGACUCCGUCAUCGUGGUCCUGAGAAACCCCCUGAUCGCUGGGAAAUAACAAAUUCCCAAUUGGAAUAAUCCCAGAACAUCCCAGAACCUUCCAGAACAUCCCAGAGCAUCCCAGAACAUCCCAGAACCUUCCAGAACAUCCCAGAGCAUCCCAGAGCAUCCCAGAGCAUCCCAGACUCCGUCAUCGUGGUGCUGAGAAACCCCCUCAUCGCGGGAAAAUAACGGGGGAUUCCUGAUGGGAAUCAUCCUGGAACCUUCCAGAACAUCCCAGAACAUCCCAGAACAUCCCAGAGCAUCCCAGAGCAUCCCAGACUCCGUCAUCGUGGUGCUCAGGAACCCCCUCAUCACUGGGAAAUAACGGGGAAUUCCUGAUUGGAAUCAUCCUGGAACCUUCCAGAACAUCCCAGAACAUCCCAGAGCAUCCCAGACUCCGUCAUCGUGGUGCUCCGAAACCCCCUGAUAGCUGGGAAAUAAUGGGGAAUUCACAGCUGGAAUCAUCCCGGAACAUCCCAGAACCUUCCAGAACAUCCCAGAGCAUCCCAGAACCUUCCAGAACAUCCCAGAGCAUCCCAGACUCCGUCAUCGUGGUCCUGAGAAACCCCCUGAUAGCCGGGAAAUAACGGGGAAUUCACAGCUGGAAUCAUCCCAGAACAUUCCAGAACCUUCCAGAGCAUCCCAGACUCCGUCAUCGUGGUGCUCAGGAACCCCCUGAUAGCCGGGAAAUAACGGGGAAUUCACAGCUGGAAUCAUCCCAGAACAUUCCAGAACCUUCCAGAGCAUCCCAGACUCCGUCAUCGUGGUGCUCAGGAACCCCCUGAUAGCCGGGAAAUAACGGGGAAUUCACAGCUGGAAUCAUCCCAGAACAUUCCAGAACCUCCUGGAACCUUCCAGAACCUUCCCAGACCCCCCCAAGCUCAGAUUUCCCCUCCCCCCUCGUUCCCGGCUGGAUUUUUGGGAUGGAGAAAACGGAAUUUGGGGAUGGGGCAGGAAUUUCGGGAUGGGCGGGAAUUUCGGGACCCCCCCCCUCCCUCCCCCCGUGCCAAUAAAAUCCGUUUCCACCCCUCGA